AUGGCGGUGCCACUGGCGACGCCCAGACUCCAGGAAGCCGUUGUGUUUGAGGAUGUGGCCGUGUACUUCACAAGAAUAGAGUGGAAGUGCCUGGCCCCUGACCAGAGGGCGCUGUACAGGAACGUGAUGUUGGAAAACCACAGGCACGUGGCCUCACUGGGCUUUCUUGUUGCCAAACCAGCGCUGAUCUCCCUUUUGGACCAAGGGGAGGAGUCAGGGACCAUGACCAACCGGUGCCCAGAUUCUAGGAUGGAGGCUGGGGUCAAGGAGUCUUCUCUAAGGAGAGUGUCCUCUAGGCAGUUAGGACUGUUGGGCACAGUUUGGGGGCACUUCCCUGAGGAGAGGAAUGGCCGUCCUAAGGACGGGUCAGAUGAAAGACCCCUCGACCCCCAGGCAGGCGGCUUUGGUGAGGAACUUAGCACAUCCCCGGGGGCCCUGGAGGAAAAACAGCCAGGCUCGGGCCCUGAAGAGGCUGUUGGGGAGAGAGUGUACAGGUGUGCCUGUGGCAAGUACAACUCGCUGCUGCUCAGGCACCAGGUCAUCCACAAGGGGACCAAGUCCUACCAGUGCACAGAGUGUGGCAAGGCCUUCAAGCAGAGUUCCAUCCUCCUGAGACACCAGCUGAUCCACACGGAGGAGAAGCCCUACCGGAGCUGCACGCGGAACGCGCACUACCGGCUCCACAGCGGUGGGAGGCCCUACAGGAACCUGGCAUCUUAUAAAAGGUACGCCAGAAAGGAAGCCACCAGCCCCACGCAGAGCUGA
Messenger RNA from Suricata suricatta (meerkat), 765 nucleotides. It is a transcript of the gene ZNF517, whose product is annotated as zinc finger protein 517. The record is from RefSeq and is a predicted model, not a curated record. The coding region runs from base 1 to 765 and encodes 254 amino acids. Lineage: Eukaryota; Metazoa; Chordata; Mammalia; Carnivora; Herpestidae. The transcript has 6 exons. Gene Ontology annotation, biological process: regulation of DNA-templated transcription.